UUAACUUUUCUUCUUAUGUUUGAGUUCAAAGCAAGAGAAUUCCCUCAAAAACCGCCAUCUUCGAAAAUUAUCGAAGGAGAUGGGAAGAGCAUUUGUAUACGUGAUUCUUGGAGGAGGUGUAGCUGCUGGUUAUGCAGCUUUGGAAUUCACGAAGAGAGGUGUCUCUCCUGGCGAGCUCUGCAUAAUCUCUGAAGAACCUGUUGCACCAUAUGAAAGGCCAGCACUAAGCAAAGGUUUUCUACUUCCAGAAGCUCCUGCACGGCUUCCAUCAUUUCACACUUGUGUUGGUGCUAAUGAAGAAAAGUUGACUCCAAAAUGGUAUAAGGAGCAUGGAAUUGAGUUAGUUCUUGGAACUCGAGUUAUGUCUGCUGAUGUUAGGCGAAAGACACUGUUAACGGCCACUGGAGAGACAAUAAGUUACAAGAUUCUCAUCAUAGCAACAGGUGCUCGGGCUUUGAAGCUUGAAGAAUUUGGCGUUGGUAGUCAAGAUGCUGAGAAUGUGUGUUAUUUACGAGAUUUAGCUGAUGCAAAUAGGCUUGUCAAUGUGAUGCAAUCUUGCACUGGUGAAAAUGCUGUUGUCAUUGGUGGUGGCUAUAUAGGAAUGGAAUGUGCCGCAUCUUUAGUAAUCAACAAAAUAAAUGUAACCAUGGUGUUCCCUGAAGCACAUUGCAUGGCCCGCUUAUUUACACCAAAAAUUGCAAGUUAUUAUGAAGAAUAUUACAAGUCUAAAGGAGUGAAGUUCAUCAAAGGAACUGUCCUGUCAUCAUUUGAUUUUGACUCCAAAGGAAAGGUUACAGCUGUUAAUCUCAGAGAUGGAAGCAAGCUGCCUGCAGAUAUUGUCGUGGUUGGAAUUGGAAUACGUCCCAACACAAGCCUGUUUGAAGGACAAUUAACCAUAGAAAAAGGUGGGAUCAAAGUGAAUGGACGACUGCAAGCAAGCAACAGCUUUGUCUAUGCAGUUGGAGAUGUUGCAUCUUUUCCAGUAAAACUAUUUGGGGAAACUCGUAGGCUUGAGCACGUUGACUCAGCACGGAAAUCUGCAAAACUUGCUGUUGCUGCUAUAAUGGAACAGGAGAAAACAGGUGAAUUUGACUAUCUGCCAUUCUUUUACUCCAGGGUGUUCACAUUGUCUUGGCAGUUUUAUGGGGAGCCUGUAGGAGAGGUAGUGCAUUUUGGUGACUACUCAGGAAACAUGUUUGGAGCUUACUGGGUAAAUAAAGGUCAUCUAGUUGGAUCUUUCCUUGAAGGGGGAACCAAGGAAGAAUAUGAUGCCAUUGCAAAUGCUACACGGCUUAAACCGGUAAUCAAGGACUUAGCAAAGCUGGAAACGCAGGGCUUGGGAUUUGCAAUGACAGUCAGUCAGAAGCCACCGUCUGGAUCGCAUCCCGAGGUUAGCAGUUCGGCUCUUGUUCUGGAGAAACCUGUAUAUGGUUUGCAGGCAACAGUUGGUGUUAUCCUGGCUGCAUCAAUUGCUGCAUUUGCAUAUUGGUACGGGAGGAGGCGAAGGAGGUGGUGAGAAGCAGGCUCAGAUGCCGAGAAAGUUCAUUAAGUUCUCUGAAAUCCAUGUUGUAGCAUUGCUCGUCCUAGGAGAUUUUAAAAUACUAAUUUAGUUAUAUCAUCACUCUAUUUAAUAAAAAAAUGCUUGACACGAUAUGGAAUUAUUAGUUUACCCAAA
Carica papaya (papaya) is the source of this 1675-nucleotide messenger RNA. RefSeq names its product monodehydroascorbate reductase 4 (gene MDAR4). Gene Ontology annotation, molecular function: oxidoreductase activity, acting on NAD(P)H. The record is from RefSeq and is a predicted model, not a curated record. Gene Ontology annotation, cellular component: cytoplasm. NCBI's taxonomy places the organism in Eukaryota, Viridiplantae, Streptophyta, Magnoliopsida, Brassicales, Caricaceae.